This is a messenger RNA of Lytechinus pictus (painted urchin), 3182 nucleotides long. RefSeq lists its product as uncharacterized. Bases 982 to 1965 code for a protein of 327 amino acids. The record is from RefSeq and is a predicted model, not a curated record. The transcript has 5 exons. NCBI's taxonomy places the organism in Eukaryota, Metazoa, Echinodermata, Echinoidea, Temnopleuroida, Toxopneustidae.
GGAACUUAGCGAUUUAGUGCUCUCUGCACUGUAUAAGAUUACAGUGAGACAAGACGCUUUGGAAAGUUUUGUUAAGGCUUUGCACGGAAAAAUAAAGAAUCUGGCGGAUCAUCGGAAAUGCACACCGUCGGAAGACUCGUCGAAGAAUGUCGACGAUCGCCGAGAACAUUCGAAGUUUUCCGAGCUCUUUCGACUCCGCGAAGAAAACUUUGAGCUGAAGAGGGAAAUUCAGAGACUGGACCAUGCUCUGCAGCUUGCUAAAGAUCUUGAUUUAGAUACGGGCCAUUCGUCACCCUUUCUGCAGAAUACCAGGAACCCGGUUAAUUCCCGCUUCUGCAGAGAUACCUGCGCGUCAGGAUCGACUAUACCCGAGAAUUCCAUAAUUUCACAUGAUUCCACCGCAAAAAUCACGAGAAAUGCCCAAUUCGAAAAUGGAAUUUCAAACACCAGAAGGGCCGAUGGAAAUUCAACUCCAAAUAUGAGGAGCGGAGGGAAUAUGUUUGACAGAAUAGGGCGCAUUGACAGUGUACCCAACCACGGAGAAACCUACAACGAUGCCACGCCCCUCCGCCGAGCCUGCACUUCGACUAGUGAUGGACGCCAAAACUUCUCGACCAAUCAAGUGGAAGAGGCGACGGGAACAUGCAAAGAAACUCCACCCUCUAUAAGAUCUAUGCGAAACGAUGGGGUCAAAUGCGUCCGCAGACACGCCCAAUCGAUGCCAGAGGAGAAGCGAACUCGUGAGGACAUUCGGCAACAGCUUCUUAACGAUGCAUUCCUUGUGUUGCAGAAAACUGGAGGUCGUUAUAUCAAAGAUUGAUGAAUCUGUGAUUGUGAGAAAUGGAAGAUUGGGUUACUUUCGUGUCACUUGAGUGACACGACGAAGACCAUUUUCCAUAUAGGCUUCUAUUUUAUCUCAUAUAGACUCAAGAUCCACUUCCCCACUUUACUUAGGAGAAAAACUACAUUUCCUAAAACAAUAUGCAAUAUUGUAGACUGAUCUUCUCAGUGUCGCAUUACUUUGUCUGCACUUGCUACUUCACAAUAGGAGAAGACAUAGUGCUAAUACCUAUGCAUUCUAUUGCUUUGUCACUAUUUUGUAAAAUAAAAAUUGGAAAUGGAAACAGAGGAAACAUCGAUUGUAGUUCGGUCAUAUUGGCCAUAAGACAUGGGGGCUUCAAAAGGAGGCGAAAUCUCCCGUUCAUGAGACUGACGUGUCAGGCUUUGCACGGAAAAAUAAAGAAUCUGGCGGAUCAUCGGAAAUGCACAUCGUCGGAAGACUCGUCGAAGAAUGUCGACGAUCGCCGAGAACAUUCGAAGUUUUCUGAGCUCUUUCGACUCCGCGAAGAAAACUUUGAGCUGAAGAGGGAAAUUCAGAGACUGGACCAUGCUCUGCAGCUUGCUAAAGAUCUUGAUUUAGAUACGGGCCAUUCGUCACCCUUUCUGCAGAAUACCAGGAACCCGGUUAAUUCCCGCUUCUGCAUAGAUACCUGCGAGUCAGGAUCGACUAUACCCGAGAAUUCCAUAAAUUCACAUGAUUCCACCGCAAAAAUCACGAAAAAUGCCCAAUUCGAAAAUGGAAUUUCAAACACCAGAAGGGCCGAUGGAAAUUCAACUCCAAAUGUGAGGAGCGGAGGGAAUUUGUUUGACAGAAUAGGGCGCAUUGACAGUGUACCCAACCACGGAGAAACCUACAACGAUGCCACGCCCCUCCGCCGAGCCUGCACUUCGACUAGUGAUGGACGCCAAAACUUCUCGACCAAUCAAGUGGAAGAGGCGACGGGAACACGCAAAGAAACUCCACCCUCUAUAAGAUCUGUGCGAGACGAUGGGGUCAAAUGCGUCCGCAGACACGCCCAAUCGAUGCCAGAGGAGAAACGGACUCGUGAGGACAUUCGGCAACAGCUUCUUAACGAUGCAUUCCUUGUGUUGCAGAAAAUUGGAGGUCGUUAUAUCAAAGAUUGAUGAAUCUGUGAUUGUGAGAAAUGGAAGAUUGGGUUACUUUCGUGUCACUUGAGUGACACGACGAAGACCAUUUUCCAUAUAGGCUUCUAUUUCAUCUCAUAUAGACUCAAGAUCCACUUCCCCACUUUACUUAGGAGAAAAACUACAUUUCCUAAAACAAUAUGCAAUAUUGUAGACUGAUCUUCUCAGUGUCGCAUUACUUUGUCUGCACUUGCUACUUCACAAUAGGAGAAGACAUAGUGCUAAUACCUAUGCAUUCUAUUGCUUUGUCACUAUUUUGUAAAAUAAAAAUUGGAAAUGGAAACAGAGGAAUCAUCGAUUGUAGUUCGGUCAUAUUGGCCAUAAGACAUGGGGGCUUCAAAAGGAGGCGAAAUCUCCCGUUCAUGAGACUGACGUGUCAGGUACGUAACUGUGCGGACGUUUUUCCGAAGGGGGUGGGGCGUUAAAUUUUGAACAAAAAGUGGACCUCCAGUUUUUUUUUUCGUGAGAGAAGCGGUCGAGUAUAGGCCUGAAUAUGGGUUUAGUGGUAUGCGCUUCCUGUGGCGUAAUGAGGCAACAUAUUGGGUGGCUGAGUUUUUGACUACAAAAAACGGUUCUUUAAACAUUGUGAGAGCGCAAAGCCCCCCACCCCCCUCCCCUAAAAAGAGGAAAAUUCUAAAAGGGUACAAUACUUAGUCAAACGGCUUGGCAAAAUAAAGUCUAACCGGUCAUGUUUUCAAGGAAAAAUCUGAACGUGUUAAAAGUACAUUACAAUGAUGUUUAAAUCCUAUUUUUCAGCAUUAGUCCCAGCACCCCCAUUUCGUAUUCUGCCAGUGUACCCCUCCAACCUAAGGGUGAUGGAACAAUCGUAUAGGCCUAGUCAGAAUUAUUUCACUGCGGUUAAUUUUAUUGGUCUAUAUUUGAAGGUUAAUGUAAACACUAAUUCUUUAUAUAAAAAAAAAUGCUAGCAAACAAAGCAAAACAAAAGAUUUUGCUUUAUCAGGAUGUAACUUCCUGAUAUAUCUGCAAUAAAAAAGUACUAGUUCCACGAUCUAUACCUCUUAUAUUUGAUACUAGUUGAAAUUAUUUAAUUAAUUUUAAUGAUAUGUACAUUAUGGUUUUUUAUGGGAAGUGGGUAUAAUACCGCAAAUCGCCCACAACUUUUGUAGUGGUAUUCAUUCCAAGGUCUGAUAUGCCAGUAUUGUGAAUCGAUUGAAUAAAGCUUAUCAUUGCUAAUG